Ambispora leptoticha is the source of this 1497-nucleotide messenger RNA. Lineage: Eukaryota; Fungi; Glomeromycota; Glomeromycetes; Archaeosporales; Ambisporaceae. The record is from the annotation of a GenBank genome assembly.
AUGGCAGAAAUGCAAAUAGAAUUUGACGAGGAAACUGUUGGCACCGAAGUGAGAGGACCACGACCAGGGGUAAUAAUCUCUGAUAAUUCUUAUAAUGAUAUUAGCAGGAGAGUAAUUGCCUUACCUUGCUCGAAAACUUUGGACCCUCUUUAUUCUUUUGAGUUAUUUGUUCCGCAGUUGGCUAAUAAUAUCAAUGGGAAAGUCAUGAUUGACCAAAUUCAGUGUAUCGAUAAAGAAAGAAUUAAAGGAGGAGUGGGAAAAUCAACUUUAAGCCAAGCCUUAGCCAGCGAGGCCAGUCAGCAAAAAAUAAAAACCUUACUAGCGGAUUAUGACCCUCAACAAAAAACUAAAAUAAUUAAGCAAGAAAAAGACUUUGACUUAACGAUUAUUGAUGGACCCGCCCGCACUAGCCAAGGAACCUUGGAAAUCGCCAAGCAGGCCAAUUUAGUAAUUCAACCCACGGGGGCAAGUUUAGCCGACUUAAAGCCUUCGGUUAAUGAAUUUCAUGCGUUAGUAAAAGCCGGUAUUCCUAAAAAAAAAUUAGUAUUCGUGCUUAACCAUUUAGCCACUAAAAGCGAGGAGGAAGCCGCCCGAAAAUAUUUAACUAUGGCGGGUUAUUCAGUGCUUAAUCAUUCCUUAAAAGAAAAAGCCUCUUAUCGCUUAAUUCAAAAUGAGGGAAAAAGCAUUAGUGAGGUUAUUUACAAGGGUUUACAAAAAGAAGCCAAAGAAUUAGUAAAAGAAAUCAUAAAAACUCCGCCUUCUCUUUUCGAAACUACUUCUCAUUUACAAUUGCCAGAAGUAAUUGGCGAAAAAGUAGAUAAAAGAACUUUGCGAAGGACUGGACGAACCGAGCAAUUUGCUACUAGGGUAAGUAAAGAGUGGUUGGAAAAAGUAAAAGGGAUAGCCGAAAAGGAAAAUUUGAAGUUGGUGGAAGUGUUGGAGAGAAUGUUAGAAAGAUAUUCAAUUAGUUCCCAGAAACUUUUAAAAGUGCUUGGGGAAAGAAUAGCCAAUAAAGAAAUCAAAAGUGAUGGUAAUCGUGAUUAUCUUUAUGUCGUUGACAGGAAUUUUAAUAAAAUAAUCGCCGUAGACAUAGACACUGGAAAAACAAAAUAUAAUCAGUUUUUAAUUGCUGCUGAUAAUGGUCGGCUCGAAUUAGUGUCUAAUAGUGGGGACAAAGUGCUAGCGAACCAAAAACAACCAAAGAAAAUUUGGUGUCUCACCAGUUUGCCACCAAAGAAAAAAGGCCGCAAUAUCCUAGCGGGAGUGAUUGACCGACUAUUAAGGAACACCGCCGAAUUGAGGAAUUGGUUAGAAAGUAUGGAGAGCAUGGAGAAAGAACAGGCACUAGACGAGGCAGAUUAUAUUUUGAGGACAAAUUUCGAGUUGGUUGCCAAAAUUUACCGGUUUAGUUAUGUAAAAACUCAGCAUGGUUAUCAAGUUUAUUUACUUUUUGAGGAAUUAAGUCCUAAUUGCGAAAUAUAUCACCGUGAUAGUUGA